CUUGAAUCUCGCAUCUUGAUGAUGAGCGCGAUGUUCCGCGGCCAGCGCGAGAUGUCGACAUGGCGGAUCGCCGCCGGACGCAUGCAGCGCAAAUGGGUCGGCAUGAAGCAGCGAACCACGUGGCACUUCAAGCAGCGCAAGAGCGGCGUCGUCUUCCAAGUCGACGGCAAGGACGCGCCUGGCGAGAUGCAUCUUCGCGGCAAGAACGUGCCGCUGGACGAUCUCUCCUUUUGCCACAACGUGCUCGCCAACGCGUCGCCCGAGACGCUCAAUGGCAUCCUCGGCGCCAUCUCGCCCGAAGGCUCGGACCGCUUCUGCACGACCAUGACGUGCUUCAUGUUCCACAACUGUGCGCCGCGCGUCCGCUCCAUGGUGCUCGACGUGCUCAGCAAGUCGCGGCUGCCCGACAUCUCGCUGGCGAACCGUGGCGUGAUCAUUCGAUCCAUCCAGCAGCAACUGCUCUCACCGCUCGUGCGCCAGAAGGCCGAGUACCAAACCGCAGCUUUUAACAUCCUCAAGGGCACGCACGGCGUCGAUCUCACGCUUCUCAAGGAAGACAUCAACGCCGAGAACUCGAUAAAUGCACUGCAAGAUGGGUUUCGCGGUGGCGACCUCUACCAACUCAUCUACGGCGCCAAGGACAUGACCCAGGUCGUCUCGGUCAUGCAGCACAUCGCCGUCGAGUCGCUCAAAGUGUCGAUGGCGCACAAGCACAAGCCGCUCGUCAAGAUCAUGAGCGAUAUCGACGAUACGCUCUUUGCAGGGUGGGCCGACCAACGGUAUCCUGCGCACGUGCUCUACCCUGGCGUCUCCCACCUCUACCGGUCCAUCGCGCACGGUGUCGACAAGGCACCGUCUGUGACCUUCCUCACGGCCCGGCCGCGCGGCUUCUUCAGCCUCGGACGCACGCUCACGGCUGACCACCUCGUAAGCCUCGGCAUGACCAACCCCACCGUGCUCAACGGGUCGGUGCAAGGCCUUGUGAGCAACGCUAAGAUCGCUGGCCUCAAGCUCCAGAACUUUGAGCGCUACGCAACGCUCUUUCCCGAGUACCAGUUUGUAUUUUUUGGCGACGCGGGCCAAGGCGACGCGCUCCUCGCAUCGCGGCUGCUGGAUCUGUACCCGGACAAGGUUCCCGCUGUCUUCAUCCACGACAUUGCGCCGCAGGAGCCGACGACGGGCGACGGCGGCGCCAAGGACGCCUACCGCGCGCAAGGCGUCGUGUUUUACGAGACGUACGCGGGCGCGGGUCUCGCAGCGUACGAGAAAGGACUUGUUUCCAAAGAAGCUUUGACGUCGCUCCUCGACGCUUGCACGUCCGAGCUCGACCAAGUCCCAUUCAUUGGCGCCCUAGGCCCCGAGAAGCGAGCGCGGCGCUUGGACGAACUCGAAAUUGACCGUCAAAAGAUCCAGCGGCUCUUAAGUUACUAA
This is a messenger RNA of Saprolegnia parasitica CBS 223.65, 1431 nucleotides long. RefSeq lists its product as hypothetical. The record is from RefSeq and is a predicted model, not a curated record. Bases 19 to 1431 code for a protein of 470 amino acids. Gene Ontology annotation, molecular function: phosphatidate phosphatase activity. The transcript is spliced from 7 exons. Lineage: Eukaryota; Oomycota; Saprolegniomycetes; Saprolegniales; Saprolegniaceae.